Messenger RNA from Cydia amplana, 4427 nucleotides. Its product is annotated as nuclear pore complex protein Nup153. The transcript is spliced from 7 exons. Lineage: Eukaryota; Metazoa; Arthropoda; Insecta; Lepidoptera; Tortricidae. Bases 352 to 4380 code for a protein of 1342 amino acids. The record is from RefSeq and is a predicted model, not a curated record. Gene Ontology annotation, molecular function: structural constituent of nuclear pore. Gene Ontology annotation, biological process: RNA export from nucleus; protein import into nucleus. Gene Ontology annotation, cellular component: nuclear pore.
UGAAAUAGCUGGCAACAGUGAUAACGCAAAUUAAAAAAAAAUGAAUAUUGUAGUGUGAAAAGUCGCCGUUUUUAUUCAUUUAAAAUUUUUAUCAAGUUGAUAUAAUGCAUGGUUUUACUUUAAUAGUUUUUUUGAUGAUCUGAUAGAGGAAAACGACUAACGUUAAAUCAGUGAUAGUUUAUUUGUUAUAUCUAUAUUAUGUUUGUGAAGAUCCCUCCAAGCUCCAUUCUGACACGUUCUUGAGACGCCAUGUUUGUCACGUUUUUGCUAGUUGUGAAUUUAUUUGGCCAAAAAUUUCACAUUUAGUAGUUUUUCGCAAGCUAUAAGCAAGUGUCUAAAAAUUAAUCCACAAUGAGUAGCGUUUUUUCGAAGAACAAGGGAAAGCGGUCCCGAUCAUCGUCUGGAGAAUCUAACAAUUCGUUCGUAAAAAACGUGACGUCACGGGUGUCGGGUUUGCUGCCAGCUACUAUAACGAAAUGGUUCAGCAGCCCUCGCUCGAGUUCCAAUGGUUCGGCGGGCGGUGCGGACGCGACGGACUCGUCGACGGACGAUGAGGGCACGGAGAGCCCGGUGCAGCCCCCGAAUAAGAGGAUGCGGCGAGAAGAACGCUCGUUCGGAAGCGCUGACGCGAGUUGCGUCACAAACAACAUUGAGACAUUAGAGUCGUCCACCCAGUACACAGUUCAAUCGCCGCCCGGUCGGACCACGUUCCGGCGAGAGACCAACUUCGUGUCCACACCCAUCAUCAGGCCAGACGAGGCCGCGGUCGACCGGACCGCGGACCGGACGGAUAAGGACUCGACGGCUACCUUCACUCAAAACAAGACGGCGGCCUCUAUAGGCCUCAGUGCUUCCAGAAAGAGGAAAUCCCUGUUCGGGGAUAAGACGCAGGAGUUGAGCGACGCUACUCAAAAGGCUUAUGCAAAAACAUCCAGCAACACCCUCCGGGACCCACGGCAGCCAACGUUCAAGCCCACGCUUCUCGGCUCCCCGUUCUACGCCGGCAAGACCACAUACGGUGGCGCCGCGUCCUCCUACAUAAACCAGCCGAAUAUAUCACAGAGACAGAACACCAUAGUGAAAGAGGCGCCCAGCACUAGUGAUAACACCAUGAGUACGUCCGCGAGGCGGAUCCUGGAGCUUCUGGAGUCGUACUCGUCGCCCCUGAUGGACGCUAAGAGGAUACCUCACUACACGAGGCCGACGAGGCAGGAAGUGUUGAAGCGCCACUCCGAGACCUCCUCACUCGGCUUGUUGUCGCCUUACAACAAAACUAAUUCCUACAAAGCGCAAGAGUUGCACGUGCCAAGCAUAGCGUCGAUCCUGCGACUGAAGCAGCGCUCGCGGCUCGACGACUGCACCAACGCCGCGCGGCAGCUCGUCGCCUCGCACAGUAGCUCCUCGCCCGACUACUUGCCUUACCCGACCGCUGCCAGGAACAGAGACCAAUCGGAGGUGGACGGUAACAGCAAGUUUACGACUAAAGUGAAGACGAAGCGGACCAGGAUUCAUGGGAGUGAUGCUAACGCUUUAGAAACCGAAACUGUCACUCCCGUGGAACUACCAAAAGCAGUUUUACAAAUUGAUCCUAACAAUUUACCAAAUUUCAGCAUCCCAGUCGCAUCUAAAUCAAGCUCAAUAGAAAAACCUACUCUAACAACGCCAUUCGCCACUAGUACGUUCGCAUCUAAAACGACCAGUGUCGAAAAACGUAAGUCGGAAACAACAACUAGCAACAGUAAAUACUGUAAAUACAAUUUCGCUAAUCCAGUGAGAAUAACUAGUGAAUCUCCUAAGCCGACGUCAACGCCUCCCAAAUUCACAUUCGGUAGCCCAGAGCGAAGUAUAGACAAGCCUCUCGUUAGUGAAAACACUUCUGAGCCUUCAAUAAUUCUAGGUGCAUCAAAAGAAAGCGAAAAGAAAACUGAGGCGGCGGCGGCCGAUUGGAACUGCCCAGACUGCUGGGUGAAGAAUAAAUCAGACGCGGCCUCUUGCGUGUGCUGCGGGCACAAGCACCGAGCUGCGGCCGCCGCGAGCCCCGCCAAGUGCUCGCUCUGCAAACUCGCCAACAGCCAACCCAACUCCGACAAGUGCGUCAACUGUGCGAAGGUUCAGGUCAACAACAUCGCUAAGCCUCUCAAGGCGGACACCACCGCCAAGUGGUCCUGCAAGGACUGCUGGGCAAGCAACGACGACGCUUCCGACAAGUGCGCCUGCUGCGGCGCGGUCAACCCCAAGAAACAGGCCACACAAACUGUUCCCGCUGUGGAGAAAUCUGGAGUAAUGUGCUCAAAAUGCUUCUCUACAAAAAAUAGCGAUGGAACCUGCAGCAAAUGUGCAGAAAGCAAACCCGACAACACAUUCAAGGUUGUGCUAAAAUCCCAGGCCAACAAGUGGGAGUGUGAACAUUGCUUAGUUAGGAAUGACAGCGAUAAAACCAAAUGCGUCUGCUGCGAGGCCGAGCGGUCCGGAGCGCCCAAACAGCCAGAGAAGAAGCAAUUCAACUUCGGAACCGUCAACACUACCUUCAAAUUUGGCAUUGAUCCGAAAGUGCAAGAAGCUAACUUGGCUAAGAUGUCGGCAGAAACGAAAGAUAAAGCAGAAGAAUCAGAAACUAACAAUAAUGUGCUAGCGAAGGCGCCGCCAACGUUCUCCUUCGGCAUACCGGCCAAGAAACCGGAGGAUCAGCCUGACGCCCCCAAGGUGGCAGAGAAAGCAGCCGAGACACCUAAAGCCACCUUCACCUUUGGCGUUCCUAAACAUAACUCAAUAGCGCCAACCGGCACGCCCGCACCGAUGUUCGGGAUCACAAAUAAAUUAACUGAAGUUUCUAAAGAAUCCGAAAAGAAAGACAAACCCGAAGAAAAAGAGAAGCCGGUUUUGAAUAAUAAACCCGAGGAAGCGAAAAAGGCAGAUGAGCCUGCUAAGCCGCCAGUUAUGAUGUUUGGAUCGGCCCCGUUGGCAGACAAGUCUACAACGAAUCAGCUGCUAAGUACAGCGUUUACUCUAAAGAAGGACGCCCCAAGCGCAUCGCUCAGUUUGGCUACCACGAGUACGCCUGCGCCUAUCCUGACAUUUUCGGCCCCGACGACCGGAUCAGCAGAGAAGAUCGGCCUCUUUGGCGCCGCCGCGACCUCCGCGCCCGCGACCACCAUGUCCUUCGCGCCAACUACCACUGCCUCGGCCUCCUCAGCUUUAUCCAUGUUCCAAAAGACUGACGAAAAACCUAUAAAUACAAUCUUCCAAAAGAGUGACCCGUCGACGACGGCCCCGACCUCCAUAUUCCCAAAGAGCGACGCGCCCGCGGCGUCCGCCGCCGCGCCCGCUCCGGCCGCAGCGCCCAUGUUCAGCUUUGGCAGCUCUCAAGCGCAAUCGGGCGAAAAGCCGAGCUUUAGUUUCACAUUCGGUAGUAAUAAAUCUGACGUGUUCAAACCGCCAACAUUCGCGGCGAAGGAUAGCAGCACCGCCGCUAACAAAUUUUCACUCGGAGGUUCUUCGACGGAAAAUCCUUUAGCGCCGAAUCCUGUGGCCGGAGGCAACGGACCGUCGGCAACUAACAGUUUGACCGGCAGCUCUUUAGGCGGGAACGGUUUAUCGGUUAAUCCGCUAGCGGUGGGUCUGUCGCCCGGAAACGCACCUAGCAUAUUCGGGUCCGCAAUUCAGAAGGAGAAUUCGUGGGCUCCGCCAAACAACAGCGCGGCGAAUCCGUUCAACGCGAACGCGAGCACGAACAGCGCGCCCAAACCUUUCUCGUUCGGAUCGUCGACGCCGUUCAGCGGGACCCCAGCGCCGGCAUUCGGCACGAACAACACGCAGACAACGACGCCGGCGUUUGGAAGCAACUUGGCGACGUCGCCACCCGCGUUCGGGUCGGCCGCUCAGCCGGCGGCGGCCCCCGCCUUCGGCGCGUCUCAGACCGCGGCGACGCCCGCUUUUGGCUCUAUCGUGCAAUCCACGCCUAAUAUCUUUGGAAUGCCAAGUCAGAACAGCCAGCCGUCCAUAUUUUCGACGCCAAACCAGAAUUCGACGGGGAUGUUCGGGUCGCCCACGCAGCCGGCUCAGGCGCCGGCCCUGGGCAUGUUCGGGCGGCCGAGCGUGGGCGCCACGCCGACGUUCGGCACGCCGAACCCCUCGCUACCCACCUUCGAGGCGCCGUCGGUGCCGGCUCCAGCGCCCUCCUUCAACUUCGGCACGCCUCAAACUUCCUCCUUCAUGUUCGGACAACAGCCACAGCAGCAGGCCCAGCAGCCGCAGACGGGCGUGUACAACUUCGGCGCCGCGGGGGGGCAGGCGGCCCAGGUCCAGUUCAGCAUGGGCAGCGCGCCCAGCGCCGGCAUGCGGCGCGUGCGCCGGGGCCUGCGCCGCACCUCGCAGCGAUGAACCCCCGGCACGUUGGACCCGGCUAAUUGAGUUAUAACGACCGGUAG